AACGUGAGGGGGUGGGAUUUUUUUAUUAAGCUCGUGUGUGGUGUGUAAGACCUUCAGUCCUGUGCGAGUUGCGCCAUGGAGAGAGCCACAAUCCCAUUAACUCUCUUGAGUAUCUUAGCUAUCGGUGUCAUUUCUGCCCCGACCAAGAAGUCACGGGAUGUUGACAUCUACAGCUUCCACAUCAAUUCUACGGUAAACAGCCGCUACGCCAUCACGACCAUCACGAGCCGUGUGGGGAACCUCCUCGAGGAGUCCAAAGAGGUUCAUUUCCAGGUCAAGAUACCAAAAAAUGCUUUAAUCACCAAAUUCAGGAUGACCACAGAAGGAAAGACAUACGAUGGAGUUGUGAAGAAGAAAGAAGAGGCAGAGCAGCAGUACAAUGCGGCAGUAUCCCGAGGACAAAGUGCCGGGAUCGUCGGCUCGGUAGGACGAACGCUGGAGGAGUUUAAAACUUCGGUGAUGGUGGCGGCUCUCAGUAAGGUGACCUUUGAACUCACCUACGAAGAGCUGCUAAAGCGACGGCUUGGCAAAUACAAGUUACAAAUCAAUGCCCAACCGAUGCAGCCUGUGGCAGAUUUCAAGAUUGAUGUGUAUAUUAAUGAGGAUCCAGGUAUUUCCUUCCUGGAGGUAAACGGAGGGCUGAAAUCUCAGGAGCUGUUCAAUGCUGUAAUCAGUACUCUAGCCAGCUCUACCAAAGAGGCAUGGGUGAACUUUUACCCCACUCGUGAGCAGCAGACCAAGUGCUGUGGAGAAAAUGGACUAAAUGGAGACCUGAUCAUUGAGUACGACGUGAAGAGACCGAAUCCAAAUGGACAACUGAGGGCAUCAAGCGGAUAUUUCGUCCACUACUUCGCACCCACAGAUAUUCAGCAAAUCCCAAAAAAUGUGGUUUUUAUUAUUGACCGAAGCGGCUCUAUGUACGGCAGAAAGAUGGACCAGACUCGUGUGGCGAUGUUGAAGAUUUUGGGAGAUCUUGGUCAGGACGAUUACUUUGGCCUGAUAACCUUUGACUCUACAAUAAGGGUCUGGAAAACUGAACUUCUCCAAGCCACAGAAAGGAACGUUGAUCAAGCGAAGGACUUUGUGAAGAACAUUAGAGAUGGAGGAGCCACGGACAUCAACGCUGCAGUGCUGAAGGGGGUGGAAAUGAUCAGGAACCCCAGAGAGGGUUCUGCCUCCAUCCUCAUCCUGCUCACCGAUGGAGACCCCACAUCAGGUGAAACAAACACAGAAAGAAUUCAGGCCAAUGUUAAAAAGGCCAUUGAUGGUAAAUUUCCACUUUACUGUCUGGGGUUUGGAUUUGACGUGAACUUUGACUUCUUGGAGAAAAUGGCGCAGGAAAAUGAUGGAGUCGCACGCAGGAUCUACGAGGACUCGGAUGCUGACCUCCAGCUGCAGGGUUUCUAUGAGGAAGUGGCCACGCCGCUCUUAACCGAUGUCCAACUGAAAUACCCCGGAGCUGCAAAUCUCACCCAGACCAGCUUCAGGCAGUAUUAUAACGGCUCAGAGAUCGUGGUGGCUGGACAAAUCACAGACAACAGCCUGGAAACUUUACAAACCGAAGUCAUCGCAAUCUCAAAAAACACAAAUGUCACGUACCAGGACUCCACGUCGGCAAAAGACCUCAUUGAUGUUUUACCGCAACAUGAAAACGUCAUCCAGAGACUGUGGGCUCAUCUUACAGUGAAACAGCUCCUAGAGAAAGAAGUGGCCCUCACAGGACACGAGAAAGAAGCAGCCAAGAAAAAAGCUCUGGAUCUUUCUCUGAAAUAUGAAUUUGUGACUCCGCUCACCUCCAUGGUGGUCACUAAGCCACAGGAAGAGGAGACACAAGUCGCCCACAAACCCAAGGAAGGUGCAGAGACACCCAAAACUUAUCACAGAGUGAAGCAACAUUCGCCUCCAUUACCACACAACCCAUUUGGUCCACAAAGAUUCCCAGGUAUACACUCAGGACAACAUUUUAUACAAGUAUUACCAGGACAAUCAGGACAACCAGGAAACCCAGGUGUAAGCAUACACACAGGACAAGGAUUAUUACUAGAAGAAGCAGAACACAUGGGAUAUCUACCUCCAGACUUGUCGACUGACGAUGUAGACUAUAACAGCCCGUCAUUAGCAGUGGUUGUUAGCCCUUUGUUACCAGGACAUCCCAUGCCAACAUUCACGACAGAAGAUGAACCUCUGCACACUACUACCCCUGCAGUAAGUGUUGUGAGGUUCUUAAUUUCUGCUCAGCCUAAACAGAUCUGCUACGACACGCCUGUAGGACACAAACUCCGACUCUUUCUGGACGGCUCAUCAGAUAUCUCUAUAAAUGGGCAACUCUCAGAAAAAGGCUUUACGCUAGUUGCUAUUCAUUAUAAAACAGCCAAGCUUCUUGUGAGUCCCAAUGAAAGUGUCUACUCUGAAGGAGAGAACAGUGUGAAGUUCGUGUGGGGGCAGCCAGAGCCCAGCAGUCAUGAGUCAGAGAACAUGACAAUAUUUCAAAGGACCAACGAGUUAGACAUCACCAUGGGAACUGUACGCGUCGUUAUCCUCAUUCAUAAGAACAGUGGAGAUGUUUUUCUGUGGCCCGUUGUUCAUAAACCAGGAAAAGAUUCUAACUUUAGAGGCAUUCUGGGAAAAAAAGAUCUUCAGUAUGAAGAGCUCCAAGGAUCAAAGUUGAAAAUCAAUGACCAGGAAGUUGAUGCAACGCUGAGCUCUGCCAAAGACUACAGAUUUGCUGCUGCCCCUGGUGUGGAAUGUUGGCUUGUACCAUUCCAGUCUGCCCUGCAGGGGGAGCUCUCUGACUUCACUGUCUCACAGCUGUAGAAAGUCCAUCUGAAAUCUGGGAAUCUUAUUUUCAGCUGAAUGCUGGUUUACUGCUAAAUACAAUGAAUUUAGCCUAAAACAAAUCAUCUGUCAGAGUACAGAAAAUAAUUAUUAUUGUUAGAUAAGAUGAGAGAUAAGAUACGGACCCCAGUGUAGUUCAUUCCAAAGACCUGUUUAAUUUAGAUGGAUGAAUCCUGAGUUAGAAACUAAUAAUAUACGAAAUAACCUUGUAGCUCUUAUACUUUACUUACUUUAUUACUUUAUUGUCCCCAAAGGGGAAAUUCUUUUCCACAACACUGUACUUGUUCGACACACACAACAUAAACAUAGACAGUCAUAAUACACACGUCAUACACAUGUUAUACUUGUAUUCUUUGUCAGACUUCAGCAAAAAGUUUUUCUCUCUGAAAAACAAACAUUCUUUAUUAAAAAUAGCAAAUGAA
Molecule: messenger RNA, 3257 nt
Organism: Tachysurus fulvidraco (yellow catfish)
Lineage: Eukaryota; Metazoa; Chordata; Actinopteri; Siluriformes; Bagridae
Product: inter-alpha-trypsin inhibitor heavy chain H3-like
Exons: 22
Coding region: 76-2814 (912 amino acids)
Source: RefSeq, a predicted model, not a curated record